Ogataea angusta is the source of this 291-nucleotide messenger RNA. RefSeq lists its product as uncharacterized. The transcript has 2 exons. The record is from RefSeq and is a predicted model, not a curated record. The coding region runs from base 1 to 291 and encodes 96 amino acids. NCBI's taxonomy places the organism in Eukaryota, Fungi, Ascomycota, Pichiomycetes, Pichiales, Pichiaceae.
AUGUCCCUGGCAAAUAGCCCCAUGUUGGAAAAAUCCUCGUUGACAAAAUUAUUCCCAGUGUCUGGAUUGAUAGAUCUAAUCGUGGAGAACACCGCCAUUGAUUGCUUGAACAGCAGCAACUCGAGCAGGACAGACGAGUCGAGGUACGUGAACAGCUCGCAAGAGGCCAGCUCGAGCGCCUUGAGCCCUGUGGCCGCGAAUGCCCACAAGCUCAGCUGUUUCGACGGGACGAAAAGAAGCCAGAUUAUAAGAAGCACAAUUGUGUGCAGUAGUGUCCUGGCAGAAGGCUGA